This is a messenger RNA of Lucilia cuprina (Australian sheep blowfly), 1578 nucleotides long. It is a transcript of the gene IFT57, whose product is annotated as intraflagellar transport protein 57 homolog. Lineage: Eukaryota; Metazoa; Arthropoda; Insecta; Diptera; Calliphoridae. Bases 228 to 1445 code for a protein of 405 amino acids. Gene Ontology annotation, biological process: intraciliary transport; non-motile cilium assembly. The record is from RefSeq and is a predicted model, not a curated record. The transcript has 4 exons. Gene Ontology annotation, cellular component: intraciliary transport particle B; Golgi apparatus; centrosome.
AAUGAAAAGGUAAGGCAAGUUAAAGAUUUGCUUUUUAUUUAUGUUUAUUAGAGGGAAUUAAAAAAAAACAACAAAUAUUGCAUUAAUAGUGUAGCCAGACUUUAUUUUACUAUUAAAAUAUAAUAUUGAGCUUCACCUGCUUCGUUACUAUGGUAAUUAUAAUUUAAUACAAACAAAACAUUUACAAAACUGUAAUAUUUCUUACAGUAGAAAAUUUAUCAUAAAAAAUGGAAGAUUUACAAAACAAUUCCUUGGCAAAUGCUUUGCCAGUGCUCAACUUUCAAUCAGAUGAUUUAAUUGAGAAAUUAAAACUUUUAAAUUAUGAAAAAACCUUAUUAAAUGAUUUAAAAAUGAAACCUUUAUCAAGGUUCUACUUUGUAAAGUCUACGAAUCCUGGUGAACAAUUUUACAUGUUCACCUUAACUUGCUGGUGGCUAUGCCUAAAGUUGGGUAAAAAUAUGGAACGUCCACAGGAGUACGAUGAUCCAAAUGAUGUUAUAUCGAAAAUAUUAGCAAUACUAGAACAAAUGGAUGUACCCAUCGAUUUUACACCGAAUAAACUUAUACGAGGAGCUGGACCAAAUUGUAUCUUCGUCCUGGACACAUUAGCCACACAUGCAUUGAAAAUAAUGAGACUAUCAUGUCAGAAACUGCAUAUAGCUCAAGAAGAUGAAAUUGCCAAUGAUUAUUUAGAGGAUAAUGCUGAAAUUAUACUCGAGAAAAUCGAAGAUGAACAGAAUGAUGCACUCAGUGAUGAUAACAGCGAAUUGGAUCUAAAUCAAAAUUCCCUAAGACAGUGGGGACAAAAGAGGCAGCAUCACAUAUUGGAUCAUGAAAAUAUUAGCGGAGGUGCUGGCAAUAGUUUGCAGGCAGCGGAUAAGUUAACGGAUCAACAAACUUGGCGUUUGGAAUUUGAAGAAGUGAUGCCUCAGUUAAAGGUUUACGUACGAAGUGAUGUAAGAGAUUGGCGGGCGCAUUUAAAUCAAAUGAAUAGUUUAAAGGAGAGUAUAACAGAGUUUACAGAAGGAACUCAAACCGAAUUGAAAAAGUUACAUAAUGAGUUCACUUUCAGUUUGGAUAAAAUCGAGAGUCGUGAAAAACAUUUGAAUAACGAAUUGCAUAAUUUAAUUAUGCAAUAUAAAGAUGUUUCUAUAGAAUUGUCAAAUGUCCAAUAUGCCCAUACACAAGUUCUAGAAGAAACCGAACGUUCCAUGGAUCAACUGAAGUCUGUUAUAUCGGAAAAUGAUAAUAAAAAGGCAGAAAUGGAGAGAAGGGGACAAAUGAUGUCUGAUAGCAGUUUUGUUUUACAGAUUAAAAAAGCCGUCUCGAAAAUUAAAGAUGAUGUGGCCCAUUUGAAUUUAGAGGUGGCUUUAUUAAUAAAUGGCAUAGAUCGUGAUAUUUUAAAAAGAACUGGACCAGGCAUGGAAAUGGAAAAGUUUAUAUAAUUUCAAAAUAAAUGUUUUUUAAGUUGUUGAUAACUUUUUUUGUAUUUUUAAGUGGAAUUUUAUAAAGGGACCUAGUAAAUGAAACCCAUUUAGCACUUUAUAUAAAAUGUAUAUAUUCCCACGCAAUAAACAA